Molecule: messenger RNA, 1896 nt
Organism: Pimephales promelas (fathead minnow)
Lineage: Eukaryota; Metazoa; Chordata; Actinopteri; Cypriniformes; Leuciscidae
Source: RefSeq, a predicted model, not a curated record
AUGGAGGAACGGGGACACAGGAGAACUUGGCUGCAGUGCCAAAGGAAGAUUAACCGUGUUACGGGCGAUAAACCCCGCUGUCAGCCGCUGGAGCUGCUGGAUGGCUACGAACUUGAAUCUCCGAGGAGUUCGGCAGACAGCCUGGACAUAGAUGGCGAGACAGUUUCUUGCAAGAUCAAAUUCCCCAUGACCACCUUUCUACCAGGCCUCACAGUACAACAGCCGCCUCAGACUACCUUUUACAACUUUACUCAGCCCCCGGCGAAACAGCAUGGAUAUUGCCCAGACCUUCAGCCAGGUGUCACCCUCAAGGUCCAGCUCAGCAGCCCUUCAGCCUGGCCUCAGGACAUCCACCAUUCUACCGACCUCCAGAUGACCAGGAACAGUAAAUCACAUCAGCAUAUUCUGAAACGCUUUCAAGACUCUGGCAGGCUUCACCAGUGGACACUCUGUAAAAACAUGAUGACUGAUGGCAAAUACUCUGUCGACAUUGAUUCUGAAAGUGAGUUCAUGCAGGAGCUUCUCCCGUCUGCGGAGCGAACGGCUCUCCUCUAUCACAUGUCUUACCUGUGUGUGGGUAAAGACCCAGAGCUGGAGCGCCUGCUCAGAAAACAAGCUGUCGAAACACAACUGCUGUUCGGAUCCUCUGAGGCUCUUCUGAUGAAGUGUGUAAGAACCAGCGAGAGCUUUGUCACAUCACUGCUACCCAAUCUGAAGUUGGCUGCAGAGAAAAACAAACCACAAUUAGCAUUCAAAUUCCUCGAAAAAGCAAAAGAUCGGAUUGGUGACAUCAUAAUAGAUGUUAAAGAUUUUGUGAAGAGGUAUAAUGAACAUAACAGUGAUGUAGCCUCAUCAACCAGUGACAUCAACACUGUUAAGGAAGAGAUGAAGACGAUGCAGCAGCAACAAUCCAGUGAGAUGGAGGAACUUCAGAAGAUGAUUGAUGUUCUGGAAGCAAACCUUCUUAAUAUCAGUAAAGACAUAGAAGACUAUGAGAAGAAGAAAAAUGAAGAGAUAAAUGAAUUUUUCAUCCGCACCACCGGCACAAAGGAAGAAAAUGACCUCCAAAAUAAAAUGACCUCCACUUCAGAUAAAGAUCAGAUCAUGGCUCUUUAUGCUGAUUUACAGAAACGUCUGAAAGAGAGGGAGUGGGACAUCCAGAACCAGCUGAUGGACAAUCAGCAGAAGAUGGCCAAAUUAAAAACUGGAAAUGGUCAGAUGCCCAUCAUCACACACCUUGAUGAAGUCCAGAAAUAUUUGUCUCGAAUCCAAAAAAUUCUGGUCCAGCUUCAGAAGUUCUGGGAGAAAGUGGGUUCUUUGCUGGACAUGCUGAAGGAAAGGACCUUCGCUGGGGAUGUUUGGAUUGAAGACCUCACUGAUAUGAAGGAAGAGUUCCUGGAGUCCAUCGAUGCAGCUCAAGAGGAAUGGAUAAAAUUUGGCAUCAACUCCAAGAAGGCCUACGACAUCUUCAGCGUUCAGGCGAUUGAAGCCUACAGGUUUCUGGAGAUCAGUCCUUCAUCUCUGUCUGAAGAAGAGUGGCAGAACGAGUAUGAGAGCGUGAAAGACAAACUUGAGAAAAUUACACCAUGAGAUCAAUUGAGAGUGAGGAGUUGUCAUCAUAGUGCAGAGCUCCUCCCCUCGAUAUCACGGGAUCCUCACCCUCUCCGCCAUGUUGGCAGGAUUCCGGCAGCAAAACAUGAUUGUUUGUUAACUUAACGUAACAAUGGAAAAUUGUAGUUUAAGUUUGCGCUGAAACUAUAUUUACCUUUUUUGAAAUAAUUCAUUAAACCUGCUAAGCAGACUGAUCUCGUGAAAAGGCGAAUAUGACACGCCAAUUCGAAUUUCCAUUUUUGCCGUGCUAUCAACACGCAUAAUCGCUUUGUGAACAGCGUUGAC